AUGAAUAACAUUCAUGAUGUUUUGUCUGGUAGGAGGUCAGAGAAAAUGGAUUUCAGAGACCCUCUACCAGAGCUAAUACUACCAGGGGUUAGGACGCAUUACCCUAGUAGUCAACCAGGACAAUACCCUAAUAGUAAACCAGGACAUUACCCUAAUAGUAAACCAGGACAUUACCCUAGUAGUAAACCAGGACAUUACCCUGGUAAUAAACCAAGACAUUACCCUAGCAGUAAACCAAGACAUUAUCCUAGUAGUAAACCAGGACAUUACCCUGGUAAUAAACCAAGAUAUUACCCUAGCAGUAAACCAGGACAUUACCCUAGUAGUAAACCAGGAUAUUACCAUGGUAGUAAACCACGACAUUACCCUAGUAGUAAACCAGGACAUUACCCUGGUAAUAAACCAAGAUAUUACCCUAGCAGUAAACCAGGACAUUACCCUGGUAAUAAACCAAGAUAUUACCCUAGCAGUAAACCAAGAUAUUACCCUAGCAGUAAAUCAGGACAUUACCCUAGUAGUAAACCAGGACAUUACCAUGGUAGUAAACCACGACAUUACCCUAGUAGUAAACCAGGACAUUACCCUAGUAGUAAACCAAGACAUUACCCUUGUAGUAAACCAAGACAUUACCCUAGCAGUAAACCAGGACAUUACCCUUGUAGUAAACCAAGAUAUUACCCUAGCAGUAAACCAGGACAUUACCCUUGUAGUAAACCAAGACAUUACCCUAGCAGUAAACCAGGACAUUUUUGUCGCUCUUAUCUAGAGAGAAUAAGGAAACACAAAAAUACCAGAUAA
Molecule: messenger RNA, 798 nt
Organism: Limulus polyphemus (Atlantic horseshoe crab)
Lineage: Eukaryota; Metazoa; Arthropoda; Merostomata; Xiphosura; Limulidae
Product: mucin-1-like
Exons: 2
Coding region: 1-798 (265 amino acids)
Source: RefSeq, a predicted model, not a curated record